This is a messenger RNA of Dermacentor silvarum, 1768 nucleotides long. It is a transcript of the gene NK7.1, whose product is annotated as homeobox protein Nkx-6.2. Gene Ontology annotation, molecular function: DNA-binding transcription factor activity, RNA polymerase II-specific; RNA polymerase II cis-regulatory region sequence-specific DNA binding. The transcript is spliced from 3 exons. Gene Ontology annotation, cellular component: nucleus. Gene Ontology annotation, biological process: regulation of transcription by RNA polymerase II; cell differentiation. Lineage: Eukaryota; Metazoa; Arthropoda; Arachnida; Ixodida; Ixodidae. The record is from RefSeq and is a predicted model, not a curated record. Bases 9 to 1310 code for a protein of 433 amino acids.
ACAGCAGCAUGGAGAGCGGCGCGGCGGCCUCCUCCUACCCGCUGCACAGCUGGCACCCGCACGUGUACGCCCAGCCGCCCAAGAGUCCCACGCCGCACUCGAUCGCGCACAUCCUGGGAAUACGCGACGACACCCGGAACAACGACCAGCCACUAAACUUGUCGUGUCCGGGGCGCACGACUCAGCCGUCGUCGCCUGGUCUGGCCGCCUCGCCGAGGGCCUCGUCGACACACGACGCCAAGACGGCCCCGUCGCCGCUGCCCGCGCUCGGGACGCCCAGUCUGCCGCACGCCGACGCCCAGCUGGCGCUGCCCAAAGGCGUGCAGCGGCCAGUGCCCGUGCCAAAGGGCGCCAAGCGGAAGAAGGAACCGGGUGGCCGGGAGUCCGAGCAGCCGUCGGCGGCGGCGUCCCCGACGCCCGCCGUGACCAACCCGGGCGGCAGCCCCGGCAUCCCGUCCGGCGCCAGCCCCGGAGCCCAGCAGCCGAACUCGGCGAACCGGGCCCGGCUCUCGGAGAGCCCCGUCAACGGCGGCGAAAGUGGCGACAAAGCUGCCCGCAAGAAGAAGGCGCGCACCACGUUCACGGGACGACAGAUCUUCGAACUCGAGAGGCAAUUCGAGAUAAAGAAGUACCUGUCGUCCAGCGAGCGCGCGGAGAUGGCUAAACUACUAAACGUCACCGAGACGCAGGUGAAGAUCUGGUUCCAAAACCGGCGCACGAAGUGGAAGAAGCAGGAUGGCAUCUCCAACGCCGAGGCGGCCGAGCUGAAGAUCGGCGAGAAGGCGGCCAAAGCUAAGGGCACCGCAGCCGCGGCCAAGGUCUCCUCCAGUGAGCAGCCACUGGGCCUGACCAAGGCAGCCGGCGGUGCCAGUAGCCCGCUGCUUCCAGCUGCCGGCAGCAACAGCUCGUCUGCGCUUAGCGUCAACCACCACAGCUUCUCUGGAACCAACUCCGCCAAGCCGUCUCCGUGCGGCGUCAGUGAUCUCAGCAACCUUUCUUCUUCGGGCGACCGAACCGACGACAGCUCGCAGCACUACCCGCACUCGUCCGACUUGGACAAGAUGGAGAACGGAACCGCGGCCCUCAGCUCGGACGGCGCGGACGCCGCGUGCAGGGACUCCUCGCCCAACCUCGGCGCCGAGCAGCGGCCGUUCCGGGAGGCCGAGCUGGCGUCCCGAACCGGAGCGACGGCGGCCGCCGCCAAGCAGCACGGCGACGGCUUCGGGAUCGUCCCCAGCCCCAGGUCGUCGGCAGUGUUGGUUUGUGACGAGACGGACAAGUUCCAGGACAGCGGGCAGGUGGAACAGUGACCCGCGAGCCGAGACUAGGGCUUGCCCGCGCACGGGGUGCUCGCUCUGGCAGCAGCUACACGAUUGCCUUCUCCACCCGUGGUGCACGCGGUCGCGGGGUCUCCCCGCUUGGUUUGCGGCCUCCGGCGAACUGCGGGGCGGCGCUUCACUGUGGCGCAGCGCUGCUGGCCACGUCUUCCCCGAAAGGCGAAAGAUACCGCGUGGCCGACCCUUGGCCAGGACCGCUUGAAGGGGUGCCGUGAGGACGGGGAAAGACGAAGCGUCUUCUAAUGCCCUGUGAGGGUGGAAGGGACAGAAGACGGCCCUGUACGCGCCGGAACCGUUGCAAUCUCAGACGGGAGUCGAGAUGAUGACGCUUUCAACAGUCACAGUGAUCGCGAUCGGCCCUGGCGCAUCUUUCUUUCCUCUUUGAGAAGGCUGUACAAGGACCAUGUGCAAGAGUGUGCCAUUAACCAUCA